This is a messenger RNA of Sinocyclocheilus grahami, 4581 nucleotides long. RefSeq lists its product as uncharacterized. Gene Ontology annotation, molecular function: protein kinase binding. Gene Ontology annotation, biological process: signal transduction. The record is from RefSeq and is a predicted model, not a curated record. The coding region runs from base 139 to 4317 and encodes 1392 amino acids. Lineage: Eukaryota; Metazoa; Chordata; Actinopteri; Cypriniformes; Cyprinidae. The transcript is spliced from 5 exons.
AUGAGCAGAAGCGACUGAACCGGAUCUUACACUGUACGCGUGUGCCUUUUUGUGUAGGUUAAAUUAAAGUAGCCUAACUUGUCAAUUAUACGCAAAUACAUUUUAAAUGCUGUUAAAAAAUACCGCCGAGUUCAAGUAAUGGCACUUUCACAGGUUCAGUGUCUUGAUGACAAUCACAUCAACUUGCGCACUAGCGAGUCCAAGCCGGAGUUCUUCUACAGCGAGGAGCAGAGACAGGCGCUGGAGACACUCAUACAUGAGGGACGGGACGCUUAUGAGGACUACAUCAAAACACACAACAUCCGCUGCUUUCUCUCGGACCUUGAACUUGAGAGGAUCCUCAGCACUGUGGAGGUGUAUAGCCCGGGUUCCCCUGAUCAUACCGCUGAGCUGCUGCUGGGGGACAGUGAUGGGGAGGAGAUUUCCCUUCAGUACUGGCCUGACCGCUCAGACCACUCCAUCCCACAGCUGGACAUCUGCUGGCCUGACCGGCCGUCCUACCGCGGAGUCACUCGAGCUCAAGUGUACACUCAGCCCCCUUAUGAGGGGCAGUCACAUAUUAAAGAGGUCGUUAGAAAAAUGAUCUCCCAAGCACAAAAGGUUAUUGCAAUUGUCAUGGACUUGUUCACAGACAUUGACAUCUUCAAAGAUCUCCUGGAUGCAAGCUACAAACGGAAAGUUUCUGUGUACAUUAUGUUGGAGACCACCGGAGUGAAGCACUUCCUGAGAAUGUGUGAGAAAGCAGGCAUGCACACUGGACACCUCAAGAACUUGAGAGUGCGCUGCAUCAGAGGGGCAGAAUUUUUCAGUCGAUUCUCAAAGAGAGUGUGUGGAAGCCAAAGCCAGAAGUUCAUGUUUAUUGAUGGAGACAAAGCAGUCUCAGGGUCAUAUAGUUUCACAUGGUCUGCCUCUAGACUGGACAGAAACCUCAUCACGGUUCUCACUGGCCAAGCAGUCGACACAUUUGACUCAUUGUUUCAGGACAUGUACGUGAUGUCUAAUGGAGUGUGUCUGAGCAAGAUUAAUCUGAGCAGUGAGCCUGAACCUGAGUUCCUCCCUAAAGUGGUACCCACUCUACUCCCGUCAGCCACCACAGCACUCAAGCUCAUUAACCCAAAAUACACUCUUGUCUCCAACUGCGCUUUCACUACCAACAGACCUGCAUCUGACCAGACAAGUGCCAAGAACAGCACUUCCAAGAAUCAGACGGAAGUCAUCAAACAAAUGAAAGAGACACCAGUGGUGUCACCGGUUCACCCGGGACUGCUCAACCUGGAAAAGGCGAACAUGAUCAAUUAUGUGCCGACCUGGCCCGAUCCUGACCCGCCGAGUGAUGUCAUUGGUUUCAUUAACAUAAGAGACUCCAACAAGCCACUGCAAGCUCACCUAAUGCGUUCAGAACUCUUUGAAGUGUCUCAAGCCAUCCGAUUCAAGGAUCCUUUUCAUGAGGCAAAGGAGUCUUUAUCUCUGAGGGCUUGUCCUGGACCCAUAUCCCAAACUUCCUGUUCUCCUGAAGCUCCAGCUCAGAAACAAACAUCAGGUGAAGCGCAGAAGAAUUUUGAUCAAAAUCAACAUCAAAGAAGCAGCCGCAGUGAGAAUCUUAUCUCGCCUUUGGAGCCGGAAACAGUGCAUGUGCUUGCCUGUAAUAAAGUAAAUAAAGAGGAGCUAUGUGUGAUGGGAAAAGAGCUGGACUCUAUAUCUUUGCAGAGCAAAAGCAUUAAUACAGAAAAAGACAUUCCCAAUACAAUUUCAUCUUUCGCUCAAGACGAUGCAGAUACAAAGCAAGCUCUGGAUACUCUACAACCUCCGAAAUGUCCUGCCCAAACCUCAGAGGAUCUUGACUUGAAAUCAUCAUCAUCAGCGAUGUCCAACAAAAGUCACCAUGACUCAUUUGCCCUCAUAGACACUCCUUCUGUUAAGCAAAGCCAAGAUGACCAAGUCAUAAAUGAUGUUUCCACUCAAGACCACAGCGAUACAAAUCCAGACACAAACCAAAAUGGCUGGAAAGGUACACAGACGUCUAACUUUGGCUCCAGCAUCUCUUCAUUGUCUGAUGAAUACUAUGAGUGUUUUAGCCCUGUGGCUGACUUUAGGACUGUAGGAGAUGUCUUUGUGCCUGAAAAUGCACCAGAAUCUUUGCAUAAUUCAAUCAAAAACAGUGACAAAGAGCAGGAAGUUCCUUGUUCAAAUUCAUCCCCAGCUCAAGACAGUACAGAUUUGGAUAAUAAACAGAUCUUGUUUAUUCCAAAACUUUUAAAAACAUCUUGCAGUAUUGCUUUCAAUUACUUUUCUGCAGACUUCAAAACAACAACUGCAACUUCCAAAACCACCUUUGCCCAAAAAAGAGAUGAAGGUACCAUAAUUAAUUAUAGUAAACUAUUAGACAGUGAAACCUGCUGUUUCUCACAGAUUCCUAAUGGUUGCUUCAGAUUCUCUUCAACUUCAGAGGAAUACUUUGAGUGCAGUGGUACAGUGGGCUUGCAGUCCGAGAUUGAUGGUAUUGAUCAUAAAGUGAAACCAAGCUCACUAGAGACAUUAAGCUUGAAUGAACAACUACAAGUACCGAAGCCUGCCCUGGAAAUUGAGAAACUAUCUGAGCUGAGCAGCAAGAACACAAAAGAAAAUGAUAAACCUAAAAUGCAUUUUGGACAGGAGCAGCCCGAAUUUCAACAAAUACUAGAUAAGGCAACUGACCUGGCAGUUUUAAAGUCUGAAGAUGAUACCCAAACUCGACUGGAUGAGAAAGUUCACAGACAAGUACAAGAGACUGAAGUUAUGUCAGAGCCAGUGAUAGAAAGCAAAUCGAUGAGUAACAUUUCUCAAGAACAUGAGAUAAGUGAAUCUCUGAAGGUUUUAGAGAUACAGUCAAAGGAAGCGUCUGUAGAGGUCACUGAGAAAGUUGAAAAAGCGCCAAUGCAAGACUUACAACUUGAGGUAAAUUCAGAUUUAGCCUGUGAGCAACCUGAGAAAGAGCCACUACAGGACAUACAACUUGAUGAAGAUCUGGAUUUAUUAUGUGAGGAAAAGUCUGUACUGUUAGCUGAGAAAGAUUCAAACCCACAACCGCAGGACUUAGAGUCUCAAGUAAGUCAAGAUGUAAAGUGUGAGGGACAAUCUGUAAAGUUAGCUGAGAAAACUGCAAAACCACCACUGCAGGACUUACAACCUGAGGUAAGUCUAGAUUUGAUAUGUAAGGGACAGUCAGUCCAGUUAUUUGAGACUACUGCUAAACCGCCACUACAUGACUCUCAGUCUGGGGAAAGUCCAGAUUUAAUGCUCAAACCUUCAGAAGUGAAUGCUACCCCACAGUUGGCAACAGACAAUGAAUUUAGGAGCUCAAUACAGCAAGAUAAAGCAGAUGCAAUUCCUGUAAUUCCAGAGAAGACCAAGGUAACAAAGUCCAUAGAGUUCCCUAAGAGCGAGGAACUGCAAAACCCAUUGGCUGAUUUAGAUUCUGGAUCAAAUCAUCCACUCAACCUAAAAUCCGAAGAGCAUGUGAAUGAGCAUUUAAAACUGCUGGAUGAUGAGGUCAGUCCAGCCGUGUUAAAGAGGAAAUCUGAGGAGCACAAUCUUCAAGAGAAAGUACCAGAACAGUUUGAAACCAUUGAGCUGCUGAUAUUAGAGGAUUCAGACUCCCAGAAGACAGAGCUGAACAAUUCUGAACCCAUAGGACCAAGAGCUGCACUGAGAAAAGAAACAAAAACGAGCAAAACUGAGCCUACAGAACCAAAGACUAUAAAUGAUAGAAAAUCUAAAGAGAAUAAGCUUGGUCAUGAUGUUUACAGUAGGCAUAGAAAGCAAACAUUUCACCCGACAGCUCUGAUUGAUGAGAAACCAGAAGGGGAACAUAUUUGUACAAAUCAGAUGAACAAGAACCUGCCAGAGGUGAAACCCAAGCUGGACUGUCUGGUUAGGAAGCAACCACAUCAAGCAUCAUCCAGAAUUCCUAUUCAAGCGAGAGGAGGGUUAACUAAGUUACCCAUCAGCAAAGCAGACACUAGCAGUCGUUCAUUUGGGCUUCGAGCUCCUAAAGCUGGCAUGCAUAGACACCCAUUUGGAAAACCACUGGGGCAGAAUAAGUCUAGCAUUACAUCAUCUCCAACUCCUGAAAAAUUGUCCCCAGGAGGAGUUGCUUCAGUUAGAUCAACACAAAGACCCCCAUGCACAGUCCCUGCACCAAACGGUCCCACCUCUCCCUCAAAACUGCCGCAGGUCCAGCUGAUUGCACCUAAGAUCGGGCAGUCAGACCAGCCAAACGUUUCCAGGAAACGUUCUGCAUCCUUAACAAAGCAUAGUUGCUCUUCUCCUGGAAAGUAAAGAAGCAGGCGACUAAAGGAUCUUCACCAAACAAAUAGAAUAAGGCAUCAAAUUGUUGAAUACUAAUUUCAUGAAUGCAAUGAUGUGCAAUAGAAAGCAAAGGCCACUGGGUUAUUUUAGUAUUUUUACUGAACUUUUAUUGAACCAUGUGAGUUGAUCUCACAUAAAACUAUGCUUUAUUUAUUCUAUUUAGCCAGCAGAAAGUUAAUACAGGAUUAACAUAGGAUUUUCCCAAUACAAAUAAGUUUUUCUAACUGGCGAAUU